This is a messenger RNA of Suillus subalutaceus, 816 nucleotides long. Its product is annotated as Coq4-domain-containing protein. The transcript has 3 exons. Gene Ontology annotation, biological process: ubiquinone biosynthetic process. Bases 1 to 816 code for a protein of 271 amino acids. Gene Ontology annotation, cellular component: mitochondrial inner membrane; mitochondrion. Lineage: Eukaryota; Fungi; Basidiomycota; Agaricomycetes; Boletales; Suillaceae. The record is from RefSeq and is a predicted model, not a curated record.
AUGAGCCAAGCUCGCUCCUUCGUCGCACUGGCGGCUUCGCCUAGGUUUUCAUCCUAUGCUACCAACAGAAAAUCACGCUCUGUUCACACUAAUCCACGACUUCAACCAGCGUACUCUGGCCAUGUACCACUGACCCCAUUUGAAAAUGGAUUUCUCGCAGUUGGCUCUGCACUCAUGUCUCUCAUAGAUACUCUUCAUUUAGACAUGGUUGCAGCUUGCGGAGAAACCACUGCUGGGUCAACUCUGGUAAAGUUGAGGGAUAUAAUGCUGGAGUCUCCAGAGGGUCGGCGCAUUCUCAAAGAAAUGCCACGUAUCAAUUCGCAGACCUUGGACCUGAAGAAGCUGGGGUCCCUUCCAGAGAACACCUUUGGACGUGCUUAUGUGGGGUGGCUUGAUACUUGCAAAGUCACACCCGAUUCUCGAGAGCCCGUACACUAUAUUGAUGACCCAGAGCUAGCAUAUGUCAUGCAGCGCUAUCGCGAGACGCACGACUUCUAUCACGCCCUCUUUGGAUUUAAAGUCUCGGCUCUUCCCGAGCUUGCACUCAAAGCUUUUGAGUUUACGAAUCUAGGCUUCCCCAUGACUGCAUUGUCCCUUGGAGCCUCAAUAAGACUUAAGCCACAUCAGCGGGCCCGACUUUGGGGGGAAUUUGUCCCAUGGGCUGCGAGAUGCGGGAGUCAUGCGAGGUGCUUGCUUACAGUGUAUUGGGAGGAGAGAUGGGGACAGGAUCUGGACGAAAUGAAGAAGGAAUUUGGUGUCUGGGAUCCACCAGCAGGGAUCACUAUCCCGCGGCCCUCGCGUGUUGACUUCCCCUGA